AUGAUCGAACGUGCAGAUCAAACGCAACUAAGUUCGAACUUCGAAGAUGCUGCCAACAGCAACAAAAACUAUUGCUGUGCAAUUUGUUUGCUGCUGUGCGUUUUAUGCGUGGCACAGUCGCUGCCGCUUGCGCGUUUAAGUCGCGAUGUUUCACACUUGCCGCUGGAGUAUUUGCCACCUGUGGUGCUGCCACCGCUGCCUAGUCGCGACUACUUGCCACCUGUGGAACAGCAUGCCGCAAGCUUGUCGCAUGUGCUGCAACCGCCGCAUGACUACUUGCCACCCAACAAUGAGUACUUGCCACCAGCUGAGAAGCUGCAAGAAGCGACAACAGAGGAGGUGCCAACAACAACUGAAAUUGCAACUACAGCUGAGCCUGAGUCUGAGGCAGAGCUCACAACUGUUGCGCCUUUGGAGCUGCCCGCAGGCACUUUAGAUGCUGCGGGUUAUCACUAUGACACACCUGCUGAUGCCGCCGACUUGUCACCUGUUGUUGUGGGUGAAUAUUUGCCACCGCUGGAUGACAAUGCUGUGUUGGAAUCCUUGCCAGGCAGCGAUGAAAGCGCCGCACUCUUAGCUGAUGGUUAUCACUAUCGCGCCAUACGUCGUCUGCGUCAUUGA
This is a messenger RNA of Drosophila busckii, 621 nucleotides long. RefSeq lists its product as uncharacterized. Bases 1 to 621 code for a protein of 206 amino acids. The record is from RefSeq and is a predicted model, not a curated record. The transcript is spliced from 2 exons. Lineage: Eukaryota; Metazoa; Arthropoda; Insecta; Diptera; Drosophilidae.